Odontomachus brunneus is the source of this 7962-nucleotide messenger RNA. It is a transcript of the gene ogre, whose product is annotated as innexin inx1. Gene Ontology annotation, molecular function: gap junction channel activity. Lineage: Eukaryota; Metazoa; Arthropoda; Insecta; Hymenoptera; Formicidae. Gene Ontology annotation, cellular component: gap junction; plasma membrane. Bases 1792 to 2886 code for a protein of 364 amino acids. The record is from RefSeq and is a predicted model, not a curated record. The transcript is spliced from 4 exons.
UGCGACUUCUCGUCAGUCGCCGCUCGACGUAUUGCCGCUGCUGUUGCUGCGUGCAUACGCAUGCACGUAUUCCGUGACGCACGCAGCUCCGUGCCACCGUCUCACGAUAUUUCCUCUGUGAGAAAAAGUAGACUGCGGCGACAGUGGCAAGCCCGGCAGGAGGAGGAGAGUGGGCGGGAGAGGUGUAAUUUAUUCCUCCGCGAGAGUCCCAUCGCUACGUUGUUUUGCCUUCAUCGUAUGUGCGUAGAGUGAGGAAGGGGGGCUUCAGCAGGAAGGGGGAUAGGGGAAGCGAGAAAGAGAGAGAGAUACGGAGUGAGAGGAGAGGAGAGAAGAGAUGUCGGUACGAUUGACAGUUGGUAGUUAGUGUCGCUUCCUCGAUACGCGACGGUCUGCAGCCGCGUUGCGAACAUCUUCGCUCUUCUGAUACGGUUCCACCACGGAAGGAGAAGAGAGGGGAAAGGAAGAGGAGAAGGGGCCAAAGAGAGGGAGAGAGAGAGAAUUCUGUCCUCGAGAAGGGAAUACCUACGACGAGGCGCACCGGCCUCAGCUGUUUAUCUUAACGUGUGUUCCGCGGUCGCAAAUGGGAGAGGGAUCGCUCGAGACAUCAAGGGUUGAGGUCGGUUAGGAUCCUUGGGAGAGCGAAGAGGAGCACGAAGAGGGAGGAGAACGCCGGAGAAAUUUCUCGAGAGAGUCUCGUGUCGGCGUGCUUGUUUACACCUGAGUUCUGUGCAGUUGGAAGCCGCGUGUCAGCGAAACGCUGAGGUUAUUUGAGGAAUCUCGCGGGUAAUUGUCGAAAGGAUUAUCCGAUGAGAGACUGCUCGCGCGGAGGAUAAUAAACAACCUGAGGAAUUCCUCGGCUGAUCGUUGAAGAGGGAAAGAUUACCAGAAAAAAGGAGGUGAAUUAAGAAGGGAACAUCCCGGAGGACGAGGAAGAACCGGAAGCGACGAGGUGAACUCGGAGAGCCGGAAGCGCGGCGAGAGGACAAAGACGUCUUCCUUCUCCUACCCCUCCCAACGUCGACCCCGCGUGGCGCUUUAUCACUCAUUCGCUAAAUGAUUCACGCUGGCGCGUGAACUGUAAGAGAGUCCGACGAGAUCUCCCGCGAGAGAGGAACUGGAACACGUCGAGGACUCGUCGGGAACUCGUCCAGCAUGGUUCGGUGACCGAGCUUGCGUGGAGAGUCCAGAGGAGGAAGGACGUUCGAGGAGAUAGAGUAUACAGAGAAAGAGAGAGAGAGAGAGAGAGAGAGAGAGAGAGAAAGGGAGAAAAGGAGGGAGGGAGAGUGAAAGAGAAAGACAGAUCGAAAGAGAAAGAGAGAAACGCUAAAAAAGGGCACAGAAAGAGGAAGAGAGAAACAGGGAGCAAGAGAGAGAAAGAGAGACGAAGAGAGGGGGCAACAGAGAAGGAAGGUGAAGUGGCAAGGCAUUGGUGAAGACGAGACGGAAGACGAAGGAGAAAAAAGGAGGGAGGGGGGUAGAGGCAGGCCGUGUGGACAACCGUGCACGCUCGUGUGUCUCUCUCUCGUUUCGUUUACUGCUUUCGUUCUCGCGAGCGGCGCGUUGGAUGAACACACUCGUUAGUGCCGGUUGAUGGUACGUGUACGGUGAUCGCGAUACAGCCGCCGUUAGAAAUUCACGUGGUGAGAGAAGAGGAAGGUGACGUCCCACGACAGAAAUCUUUCGAUCGCAGGUGGUGGUGGUGGCCCCCCCCCUCCCCGCGUCAACUAGGCUUGGAAGUCGUCCAGGUCGACCUCGUUCCCGUCGCGCUGUCCACGAAACACCAACGCAAUCAUGCUGAAGCUACUGGGCAACCUAGGUCAGUACCUGAAGACUUCGGGUGUCAAGACCGAGUCAACGCUGUUCAGGAUUCACAACAAGCUGACCGUGGUACUGCUGUUGGCGUGCUCGGCGAUACUCACGGCUACCCAGUAUGUCGGCACCCCGAUCGCCUGCAUACUCAAAAAUAUUCCUGAUAAUGUUGUCAAUACCUAUUGCUGGAUAAUGUCCACCUUCGCUAUGCCGGAUGCAUUUUUUCGAGAGGUCGGCAAGGAAGUUGCCCAUCCGGGAGUAGCCAACGACUUUGGGGAGGUCUCCGAAAGGAAAUACUACACAUACUACCAGUGGGUCUGCUUCUUAUUGUUCUUCCAGGCACUUUUAUGUUGGGUUCCGCAAUGGCUGUGGAAUUUUUGGGAAGGUGGCCUGAUGCAGAUGAUCGUCAUGGGACUAAAUCAAAGCAUGGAUACUAAAGAGAACAUAGAGAAGAAGAAAAACUCCCUUAUGGAGUAUAUGACGUUGUAUCUGAAGAGUCACACCGCGUACGUGUAUAAGUACUUCGUCUGCGAAUUCCUAUGCCUGGUCAAUAUAAUCGGCCAGCUCUACCUGAUGAACCGCUUUCUGGGCGGCGAGUUCUUCAGCUACGGCCUGCGAGUGCUGCAGUGGACCAGUAUGAACCAAGAGAAGCGAGUGGAUCCCAUGAUCUACAUGUUCCCCCGCAUGACCAAGUGCAUCUUCCACAAAUACGGUUCAUCGGGCACGAUUCAGAACCACGACGCCCUGUGCCUGCUGCCGCUCAACGUGUUCAACGAGAAAUCUUACAUCUUUUUCUGGUUCUGGUUUCUGCUGCUGAGCCUCAUGCUAGUGUUCCUGAUGCUGUACAGGCUGCUGAUCAUCUUCGUGCCCACUGUGAGAUCGAGGCUGCUACACGCGGCGGCCAAGAAGGUGCCGAUCGAGGUCUGCCGCAGCAUUAACAAUAAAGUGAACCUCGGUGACUGGUGGAUACUCUACAACCUCGCGCACAACAUGGACCCUGGUAUCUACAAGGAAUUCCUCACGGAGUUCACCAAGAAGAUGAGUAACUCUUCCGGCCACAUCAAAAUGAACGUGUAAUCCGCGCGUGCAUGUACAGUAGGGAAUUGCAUAGUUUUAUGUGCCGACAUACUCACGGACUAAGAUCCGCACCUCGCGACGCGCUGCCCCUCCCUUCCCCCGGUCCCUAUCCAUCCUCACGCGCAUCCCUCCAGAAGUAUUUCUGCGUCAUCGUUGCGGUAGGACUCUUAUAAAUAUACAAAUUUAUACGCUCUUAUAGAUACACAAAUUUUAAGGACUCUUAUAAAUACACAGAUUUAUACACACACGUACACACGUGUAGGAUAUAUAGAUUUCGUACAUUGUGUAACGUUGUGUUUGCGUUUGUAUUGCAUUGUAAAGUAUCUGUACUCGAGAGGAGAAUUGAAACUUGAAUCGAUUGGUCUGUAAGAUAAAAGUAUCAACCCGGACAAGCACCCAGUCCUGGGCAUUCUCAUUGUUUUGGUCUUAAAAUAUAAAUAUUUAAACUUUUAACACAAAUAUAUAUACGAAUAUUAAGUUUACAUAUACAUUCUAUGUUAAAAGUUUAGAUAUUCGUAUUUAAAUACGAUAAAAAUGAUAAAAAUAAUAAGAAUGUCCAGGAUUAAGUCCGGGCAUUAGUAGUUUAACCUUAUAAUUCAGAGGCGAUUCGAUUCAGCUCUCGCCAACUUUGGACAACGAGAACUUUCCGCCGAUAAGCGGUGUCGCGAGCAGAGCGUGCGAAUAAAUAAAUAAACAAAUGUACGCUGAAAACGCGCCAGGACAACUCGCGACGGGCUUUGCCGUCGCGAAGCAAAUCCGUGCGAGCAGCCGACGGAAAUCGCCUAAUCCGAUGUUAACAGUUAAAUUACACGCUGCGCUUUUUCCAAGGCCGUCGGCACGAGCGACGUACCGAAUUCGCGAACCACGACAGUACAAGUCAAGAGAGACGCGAAGGGUUCGGAGUGUGCGAGAGGCGCAACAGGAAUACAUCUGACAAACAAAUGAUGUUAAUUCAACGAGGUGACGUCCUCGAGAGUGACAUAGCUCUCAGAUCAAUGUUGCUUCUGAUCACGAAGAACCUUCGAGUGAAACAUCCGUUAUAUACCUAUUGCAUUACACACCUUGCAUUAUCGCAUUAUCGAACUGAAGCUCGACGUCACACGAUUCCAUGCUUUCUGACACGCAUGUCGACUGGCAUGCUGUUCACAGGCGACUCGUUUCGCAUCAUCAAUCGCGUUACCGUACAUUAAUUUUUUUAUUUAAUUACUUUUUUAUUAUAGCUAUUUCCGGUAUCAACUAUAUCUUUAAGUUAUUUUAGUACAAAAUUAUUAUUAUCGUUACAUUAUAACAAACUUACUACAAAAAUGAUUCUUUUGGGGAAAAUUCCGUCACUGUGUGAGAUUAUAAUAACAGAACACUUUCUUUAUAUAUAUUUUUUUUAGUUUAUCUUAUCUAUUCUAUAGUUCAUUCUUUGUAUAGUUAUUUUUUACUAUAGUUAUUUUCAAAAGUUAAUUUAUCUUCUUGUUGUCUUAACAAAAAAAGUAGUAAUAGUAAUAUGCAUAUAAAGUUCUUACUGCUAUAAACUACAGUAAUAUUUAUUACGAAAGAGAUAAUUUUGAUAUAAAAAUUCUGUCACCAUGAGAUUGUACACUACAAUAAAUGCCAAAUAGUGUUUUGUCUGUAUGCAUGUCAGAAGACACGAAAUCCUCCAUGUGUGACUAUAUUUUUUAAUAUUUUUUACAUUAUUCAGUUUUAUAUAAUUGAAUAUAUUGAUAUAAUCUAUAAAAAAUUUUGUUAAAAAAUCAUUCGCUUAUAUUAUUGCUCUUUAUUAUUUUUUUUUUCAAAGAACACGCGCUAUUGUUCCACAAAAGCUCCGACUCUCGUUUGGUUUCUUAAACGAUAGAACUACCUCCUUGAAAAUCGUACGACAAAAUUCCGUGUAAUCUCACAGUAUUAAGCUCUCCUGAGUCGAUCGUGUAUAUAAUACCGAUUGAAUUGUUCGUUUGAGUGAAAUGCGGACGAACGUGCGCAACGUGACAUUUUCCGGCGGAAGCAGCGGAAAUGAAAUGUGGCUGCCUAGUGUGAUUAGAAGUAAUCGCUCGGGAAAGGUUAAUUAUAUGCAGCGCGAUUCUGAAGAACCUUCCAACACUGAAAACGCGCGUACGAUCUCGUCAGAAUCGAAUGACACUACCGAUGAUGCAACAAGACGCGAGAGGCGUAAUCAACGCGUGAUAUCUGAUUGCGCCUGUCCUGGUUUUCUUAAAAUAAAUGUGUUUUUGGUUUGAAUCAAUAAAAAGAGCAUUUCACCAAUAAUCAGUGAGUAUUCACUGAUCUCCAGGAGAAACACUGUCACUCUACUUUUCCGCCUUGUAUCUUAUUGAUUUUGUUUAAUGGAACUAAGAGUUCACUGCAGAAUUUGUGGUAUACUGAGCAAAACUCUUUGAACACUUCUCGAUGUAAUUUGGAACUCAAUCAACGAGAGAAAUUUUAAGAAUUGGUAAACAAGUUCUCUCAUUGGAUCAUCGGUUGUGUUCCACACUGCAUCGAGAAGAAGCGUUCAAACCGUUUUGAAACUAAAUUUCAAAGCACAGUCAGUUGCAAAUCGUUCAGCAUACUUCUUAUCGAAUAAAGUUGCAACACUUUAAGUUGUCAGAAUUGAAAGACACUGCUGACGCGUGUACGCAUAGGUAUAAAUACAUAAAAAUGUUUCUUAAUGUUUUCGUAAUUGAAAAUAAAUUCUCCCUUCUCAGUUUCACAAAUGUCACACUCUGCGAAAUUCUUCCGAAUUUCACGAAUUUCACUUCGGCUCAUUCAUCAUCGAUUAUUGCACAUACGUAUCAGCCUUCAAUUCUGAUAACUUGAGGCGUUGCGACUUCAUUUGAUAAAAAGUGUGCAAGGCGAUUUGCGACCGGUUAUACACAAAUUUGUUGCACAUCAUACUCAGUUUAAUUGUUUUACGAUACAAUUGACGAUGCAAUUAACGCCAAUAAUGGGAACAGUCGCCGCCUGUCACUGAUCCUUUCAACGAGACUUUAUUGAGGUGACAGUGCUACACUUAAAACUGAACCAUAAGCUAUAAGUCUCAAUGAAAGUUGCAUUUUAGACGUUGUCCAGAGUUGAAAGACCGAGGGAUCAUUAUCGCUCGCCGCGUAUCGAUGGAAAAAUAAGAAAAAAAAAGAAACGAGAGGCUACAUUAGAGAAAUGCGUGAUUCGAUGAGAAACUUCCUUAACUGUACACGCGAUGUGCGCCCGAGAACUCUUAAUUUCAACUGCAACCAUAGAGUCCUCGAUUGGUUUGCAGUCGUUCUCUUAGGUAGAUUCUUAGACAAUCAGAGCAAGAAGAUGAGAUACUUAAUAUAAGAUAUUAGCGAGUUGUAUAGCAAUAAACGACGAGAGAGAGACUUCGCGACUUCUCCUUCGAGGAAGGAACCUUCGGCUCGAACUUGAAUGUUCCCCAUUGAGUCUCGAGGCGCCAGCGUCGUCUCGCGUGGGAUUUCGAGCCGACAGUCGCGCGUUUUCGUAGUUUUCGACGCGAGACGUCUAUAUAUAUAUUUUUUUUAGUGUAAAGUGCAUUCGUCUCGAGUGAAGAGGGAAUUAAUCAUUGCGUUCGAUGUCUGAGCGUGCUCGCUCGCUUGCUCACGUGCACGUGUUCGUACGAAUACUUUCGCCGCCGUUCGCUUGCGUCAUCGCGCCACCGCAAGAAUUCCGCGUUGCUUGCGGCACCGCGACCUGCGUGCGCGGGGACUCACAGAACGGUCGACUGCACGCACAAAGGCCGAUUUUCGUUCGUAUGUGUUCUCUUAAGAGGCCAGGCCAAUGUGACGCUCCGAAAAAGGCGUAUUUUUGGGAGUUAAUUCUGCGAAAAUGGAUCAACCGAGUGCUUUGAAACAUUGCAUAUUAAGUAACUAUUAAACUUUAUAAUAUUAUUUUUUGUUAUUUUUGGAAAAACCUAUAGAUAAAUAUGUAUAUUCUGUAUAUUAUAAAAAGUUUUACAAUAUAUUGUUAUAUAUUAUUAUAUAAUAUUAUAUAUUCUAUAUUAUAUAUUAUAUAUUAUAUAUAUUAUAUAUUAUAUAUUAUAUAUAUUAUAUAUAUUAUAUAUUAUAUAUUAUAUAUUCUAUAUAUUUAAAAAAUUUCUUAAGUAAUAUGCUUGUCAUUGGAGGAUGAACCUAAAUUUUAAACUGCGAAACGAAAAUUGCAGAAACAAUAGCCCUUACAAAAUUGAAUAUCCAAAUUUCGCAUUUUUUUGCACUAUUAAGAAAAGCAUUAAGUUUAAUGUUUUCUGAAUUUUUUAGACUCAUUCCAAUUAGUAUGUUAUUUAAGAAACUUUUUAAUUUUUAUAUCUUUUUCUCAGGUCACUGGAACGGGUGUCAUCUUUCCUGCCGAUUGCAGCGAUAUUUUUUGCAAUCGUGCAUCUCGUCCACAUGCUGCCUAUUUAUUUAUAUAGGCUUUUCUAAAUAAUAAAAAUAAUAAUAUAAAAUUUAAUAGUUAUUUAAUUGAUAUACAAUGUUUCAGAACGGUUCAGAACGGUUGCCCAUUUCCGCGAAAUUAAUUUCCAAAAAUAUGCUUUUUUCCAGAGCGUUACAUUGAUCUGGCCUCUUAACGACCGACGACGAAUUACCGCGUCGCGGUGUCUAUCUGUCAGUCGCGUUCACGUGUAUCUAUUGCCUUAUGUAAGAUGUGAUAAGUAACGUAGCACUCGCGCGGGAUCGAAAACAGAGAAAGAGAUGUCCUCUGAGAAAAAAGAGAAGCGCACAAACAAGUGUACGAACGAAUCAACGAAAAGGAAACCGAGAAACUUCGUCGCCGUUAUUGCUCACCUUCGAACGUCGUCGCCUUCUGCGCAAGGCUUCUUUCGUUUCGCAUUGUCUUUCCCUUUUAUUUUUUACCCACUUGUGUUCCACGGACAACGGAAAUCGUUGUCAGACAAGACUUCCACUUGGAAUUGUGAACUCGUGUUCGUUCAUAUCUUCUUUAGUGUGUAAGAGACGACUAUUACUAUUAUGAUUAUUACUAUUAUUACACUAUUACUAUUACUAUUAUUAUUAUUAGCGCUGCCACUUCCUUUGUAGUGAAUUUAUUGUAUGUAUGGGUGAGGAGAAUGUGUGAAAAUUAAAUUGCAAACAAUCUGUGACACCA